Molecule: messenger RNA, 3017 nt
Organism: Eriocheir sinensis (Chinese mitten crab)
Lineage: Eukaryota; Metazoa; Arthropoda; Malacostraca; Decapoda; Varunidae
Product: glutamate receptor ionotropic, delta-2-like
Exons: 3
Coding region: 125-2143 (672 amino acids)
Cellular component (GO): membrane
Molecular function (GO): glutamate-gated receptor activity
Source: RefSeq, a predicted model, not a curated record
UUUAGUUUGGUGACUGAUCGUGGCCGGGAUCACAUUUUCCUCUGCGGACUCAUUUGGCGGUUAUAACAUUUAGCUGAAAUUUUAUAUAAAUCUAGGCAUUUUUUUUUUAAGUAUCUUUUGAUUAAUGUUUGUAAUUCUCAGCAGUUUCCUUUCAGUACUCGGCGAACGCGCCCCUCAGGGUGUCGGCAUCGGCAUGGGCGUGCUGGUCAGCGUGCUCGCCCUGACUCUGUGGUGCCUGCAGAGAGGAGGCUCCGUGCCGCAAGGGCCACGAGUGAGUCUCCCUGUCCUCAGGCCUGGUUUGGAGGGACACACACACCUACCAUUGGAUAAGAUGGUCCAGCAGACUAUUCGCGCCGCGGCCAACGUCCUCGCUUCCCAGCCUCCCGCCUGUCACUUCACCCUCCUCCGGGAGCACACCAACGAUUCCGUCCCACAAGUCGCUGCCGCCAUCCAGAGCCUCAAACGAGAAGUGUGGGCCUUCCAACGCCCUCUGCAGAUCCUGACCCUGGGGCUGGCGACGCUCCGGGAGGAGGCCACGUGGAGGAGGUCUGUGUGUGACGUGUACGUGCUGGUGUUGGGGGAUGGACGCGAGUUCGUGCGUCACGCCGAUGACCCCGUCGCCUCCACGUCAAAGGGACUUUGGAACUUCAAGGGUCGGUACAUAUUACUGCUGCUCGGGUCGUUGGGCCCCAAGAGAUUAUCGGGGCUGUCGACAGUGACCAAGACCGCCAAAGUGCUGAUGCUGCAGCCGCUGGGGAACAGAGUGUUUGUCUGGACACAGCGACUCUUCCCGCGAGGCUCUCCUCCGCGUCUCCUCCAUUCCUGGCGCGAUGAAAAUCGUCGACCUGAACGACUGCGCUUCUUUAACAGAGAAAACGACUUAAGAAAUUCAGUGCUGCGCGUUUCCACUUUUGACCAUCCGCCCAGCGUCGUCUACGUUCAGGACGACGCAGGGCGUGUUGUGCGGCGGCUGGGCGUGGACAUGCAGCUCAUAGAGACUCUUGCCAGAGUCAGAAACUUUACGCUAGAAUUCAGUGAAGUGAGCCACGAAGAACUUUGGGGCUACGAGCUCCCGAACGGCACGUGGGUGGGGCUGGUGGGGCAGGUGCAUCACGAGAUGGUUGACCUCGGGACGUGCAACCUGUUCCUUGAGACUCACCGCGCCAAGCUGGUCGACUAUUCCUCGCCGUACAACUUCGAGCGCGGCUGCUUCCUCACCCCGUCACCCACGCCGAUCAGCAGCUGGCGCUCAUCAACGAUGCCGUUCACUUGGAGCACUUGGGUGGCCACAGGUGUCUCGCUCGCUCUAGGGGGAGUGCUGCUGCGUCUUCUUGUGGCAUUCAGUAGUCGACUUGAACCGCGUGAAUUUAGAAGCCUGUCCUACGGUUACCUGUACGUGCUGGGCUCCCUCUCCUCCCGCUCACUAAACCUGACGCCGCACGGCCCCUCACUGCGGAUGUACGUGGGCGUUGUGUGGCUCGCCACGCUCAUUCUCUCCACCGCCUACUCGGCCAACCUUGUGGCUUUCCUAUCAGUGACGCAGCUGGCGGCGCCCAUCAAUACGCUGCAGCAGCUGGCAAAGAGCGGCCUGCGCCUCGGGGGUCACGCGUUCUGGAAGACGCAGUUUAGGGCUUCAAUCGACCCUGUAGUGAGGAGUUUCGUUGAUCGGUUGGAAGAUCAUGUCGAUCUUGAUUCUUUGUUUGAUGACGUGGCUGCGGGGCGUUACGCUUUGAUCGAGAAUCGACAAUACUUGGAAACAAUAGCAGGGGCGCGCUACCCCAGAGGGCGAAACUCACUGCGCAUAGUGCCGCAGUGUCUCCUCACGUACAGUAUAGGCGUCGCCUUUCCCCAAAACUCCCCACUCGCUGACCUCCUCAACCCCUUGAUCGUCCGCGUGGUGGAGGCCGGCCUCGUCCUCAGGUGGCGGCGGGAAGUAGUGGACUACUACCGCAGCCAGUCCGUGGACAGCCGCAGCGUCCUAGACGCCGCCGUCUCGUCAAGGACCACCGCACUGGCCCUCACCCACCUGCAGGGGGUAUUUUAUGUCCUGGCUAUUGGCUAUUUACUAGCACUGAUGGCGUUCCUGGCUGAACACUUACCCUCAGGCCCUUCAGGUUCACGCACUUCGAGCAGGGUUCAUUAACUCUUUGUGAGCACUGGAUACGGAGAUACUUCAGCCUGUAUUGCAGGAUUUUCUAGGCCGCAGCAAGGACGAUCCCCACCUCGGUAUUUAUGUUUUACAUCGUUUACGUUUUGGCCGGAUCAGUCGAGUAACGGUUCCCAGGUACAUCCUGUAAAGGCACACUCACUUUCUUCCCCAAACACACAUCAUGUACAAUUUCCCAUCUCACCUCUGGCCUGCUUUCCAUCAAACAAGAAUCACAAUAUCGAUUCAUACCGAGCAAUCCGGCAGCGUUGCCCUUUUGGAUGAUCUUAUUAUAUUUUUCACGUGAGAGGCAUCUUACGUUGUACUUUCGUUCGUUUCCAAAGAUUAUAAUCCUCUGACCGUUCUUCCCUUGUUUUAGCCUUUACACGUCUUAGACAUAUUUUCGACAAACAAACUUUUCUCAAUAUUCGUUGUGGCUCCUAAAAUUCGUUGUGUAAUUAACAUUUUACAUCCAAGGAAAACAAAACGGAUCUCAGGAUCCCUGGCGCCUAAAAGAGACAAAAUAAUCUUAACUGAUGAAAUCAUUCAGAGAAAAAAGUUAACCUGCAUCAAAGCACAUUUUAAGUAUUCCCAGUUUCUGUAAUUUCGCAGCUGUUGAAACUUUGAUAAACAUCUUUGGUUCACACAAGAGUCAUUGUUGAAAAUUCUGCGAUGGCCGUUUCAAUGAUCAUUAUGUUCUCAAUACUGUGUAUGUACCUGUACCUGUGCACGGUUCAUUAGAUUUUUACAUGCCAGACAAAAACUGAAAUGAGAUGAUUUAUACGGUUAGACUUUAUAAAAAUGCUCAUUUACUGUUAGUGGUUUUUAUUCUCAUUUACAUAACCAGCUGUGGCCAUGAAUAAAAAAUAGC